GGUCCUGGAUCUGAUGGAGAGUGACCUGCACCAGAUUAUCCAUUCCUCGCAGGCCCUCACCUUGGAGCACGUCCGCUACUUCCUUUACCAGCUCCUCCGAGGUCUCAAGUACAUCCACUCGGCCAACGUCAUCCACCGGGACCUCAAGCCCAGCAACCUCCUGAUCAACGAGAACUGUGAGCUGAAGAUCGGGGACUUCGGCAUGGCCCGAGGCCUCUGCACCAAGCCGGACGAGUACAAAUACUUCAUGACGGAGUACGUGGCCACCCGCUGGUACCGAGCCCCCGAGCUCAUGCUCUCCCUCCACGAGUACACCCAGGCCAUCGAUAUGUGGUCGGUGGGGUGCAUUUUUGCCGAGAUGCUUGGGCGGAAACAGCUCUUUCCGGGGAAGAACUAUAUCCACCAGCUGCAGCUCAUCAUCACUGUUUUGGGCACCCCGCCCGCCAAAGUGGUCCACUCCAUCGGGGCCGACCGGGUUCGGGCCUACAUCCAGAGCUUGCCGUCGCGCCAGCCGGUGCCAUGGGAGAACCUCUACCAGAACGCCGACCAGAAAGCCUUGGCGUUGCUUUCCAAGAUGCUGCGCUUUGAUCCACGGGAGCGCCUUUCGGUGGUGGAGGCCCUGAACCACCCCUUCCUGGCGAAGUACCACGAUCCGGAUGACGAGCCCGACUGUAUCCCAGCCUUCGAUUUCGACUUCGAUAAACAAGUGCUCACCAAGGAGCAGAUCAAGGAAGCCAUUGUGGCCGAAAUCAACGAUUUCCACGAGCGCCGGGAGGGCAUCCGGCGCCAGAUCAGCUUCAAGCCGGCCUUGCGGCCUGCUGUCGUCGGGGGUUACCCGGAUGAGGAUAGGCAGACCGCACUUCUCCGCUGCCAGGAUGUGGACAUGCCCAGCGCUGGCUCCCCUCGGGUGGGUGACGGCGACUUUGCGAUGGCCUCUCCUGGGCCGUAUCCGCUGACAGAGACCAUAGACCUUACCUCUCCCCUCGUAACCGAGCCUGUUCUGCAGCCUGAGGUGAAGGCGGAGGCCGAGGCCCCUGCGGCUCCACCAAAACGAGAGGGAGCCAUUUCGGAUGACACGAAGGCCGCCCUCAAGGCAGUCAUCUUGAAAUCCGCUCUCCGGAAUAAGAACAAAG
Pogona vitticeps (central bearded dragon) is the source of this 1133-nucleotide messenger RNA. The record is from RefSeq and is a predicted model, not a curated record. NCBI's taxonomy places the organism in Eukaryota, Metazoa, Chordata, Lepidosauria, Squamata, Agamidae.